AUGACGUGGAACGUCCUCGUCACCGGUGGCGCCGGAUACAUCGGCUCGCACACGUGCGUGCGGCUCCUGCAAGCGGGCGCGCGCGUCACCGUCGUGGAUAACUUUGACAACUCGUGCGCGGAAUCUUUAAAGCGCGUGCGAAACAUCGUGGGCGAGGACGCGGGGGCGCGUUUGACGCACCACGAGGUUGAUUGCUGCGAUAAAGUCGCGCUCGAUGGCGUCUUCGCGUCGGCGGGGGUGACGUUCGAUGCGGUGAUACACUUCGCCGGGUUGAAGGCGGUGGGCGAGAGCGUGGCCGAGCCGAUGAAGUAUUACGAGAAUAACAUCGUGAGCACGCUGGUGCUGUGCGAGACGAUGGCGAAACACGGGUGUAAGACGAUUAUUUUUAGCUCGAGCGCGACCGUGUACGGGGAGCCGGCGUCGGUGCCGUGCACGGAAGAUUUCCCGACGGCGGCGUUGAACCCGUACGGACGGACCAAGUUGUUCAUCGAACACAUUUUGAGCGAUCUCUACGUGAGUGAUAAGGAGUGGAAGGUGGCGCUGUUGCGAUACUUUAACCCGGUCGGUGCGCACGAGAGUGGGACGCUGGGGGAGGAUCCCAAGGGAAUCCCGAAUAACUUGAUGCCAUUCGUGCAGCAAGUCGCCGUCGGUCGACGACCCGAGCUCAACGUGUUUGGGAACGACUAUCCAACCAAGGAUGGAACCGGUCGACGUGAUUACAUUCAUGUCGUCGAUUUGGCCGACGGACACGUCGCGGCGGUAAAGAAACUCACGAGUGAUCCCGACGCCGGUUUGCUCACCGUCAACCUCGGGACGGGGAAGAGCACGAGCGUCUUAGAGCUCGUCGCGGCGUUCGAGAAGGCGUCCGGUAAGAAAAUUCCGUGCAAGAUUGUCGAUCGUCGCGCAGGUGACGCCGCAGAGGUGUACGGGGCGACAGAUAAGGCGUUCAAGGUUCUCGGUUGGCGUGCACUUCGCACCAUCGAAGACUGCUGCAUCGAUCAGUGGAAGUGGGCGAGCUCGAACCCGUACGGGUACGCAGGUAAGCCCGACGACGCGUAA
Messenger RNA from Ostreococcus tauri, 1059 nucleotides. RefSeq names its product UDP-glucose 4-epimerase C-terminal domain. Gene Ontology annotation, biological process: galactose metabolic process; rRNA processing. The record is from RefSeq and is a predicted model, not a curated record. Gene Ontology annotation, cellular component: cytosol. The transcript has a single exon. Lineage: Eukaryota; Viridiplantae; Chlorophyta; Mamiellophyceae; Mamiellales; Bathycoccaceae. Gene Ontology annotation, molecular function: UDP-glucose 4-epimerase activity; RNA binding. Bases 1 to 1059 code for a protein of 352 amino acids.